GUGGGUUCUCAACGGUGUUUCUGGUGCGUACCCCCAGCGGGACCCGCUGCGCACUGAAACGAAUGUGCGUGAAUAACGUGCCAGACCUCAACAUCUGCAAGAGAGAAAUCACCAUUAUGAAAGAGUUGUCUGGGCACAAGAACAUUGUGAGCUAUUUGGACUGUGCUGUCAACUCCAUAAGUGAUAAUGUUUGGGAGGUGCUUAUCCUCAUGGAGUACUGUCGAGCUGGGCAGGUUGUGAACCAGAUGAACCAGCGUCUGCAGACAGGCUUCACCGAGGCAGAAAUAAUGAGAAUAUUCUGUGACACCUGUGAAGCUAUUGCACGGUUGCAUCAAUGCAAAACACCUAUAGUYCAYCGGGAUCUGAAGGUGGAGAAUCUGUUGUUAAAUGAUAAUGGGAACUAUGUUCUCUGUGAUUUUGGCAGUGCCACUAACAAAUACCUGAACCCUCAAAAAGAUGGUGUUAACAUGGUUGAAGAAGAAAUUAAAAAGUACACAACGCUGUCGUACAGAGCUCCUGAGAUGAUCAAUCUGUAUGGAGGAAAGCCAAUUACUACCAAGGCAGAUAUAUGGGCACUGGGCUGCUUGCUGUACAAACUGUGCUUCUUCUCCCUUCCCUUUGGAGAAAGUCAAGUAGCCAUUUGUGAUGGAAGCUUCACCAUCCCGGACAGCUCGCGCUACUCSCACAGCGUUCACUGCUUGAUCAGAUAUAUGCUUGAACCAGAUCAAGAGCAGAGACCUGAUAUCUUUCAAGUAUCUUACUUUGCCUUUAAAAUUGCCAAAAAGGAUUGUCCAGUGUCUAAUAUUAAUAAUUCUCCUGUCCCUUCAACUCUUCCUGAACCCAUGACAGCUAGUGAGGCRGCUGCUAGAAAAAGCCAAAUAAAAGCAAGGAUAACAGAUGCUGUUGGACCAACAGAAACCUCAAUUGCACCACGACAAAGACCAAAGGCCAAUUCAAGCACUGCCCCUUCCAGUGUGCUGGCAAUCCAGAGCUCAGCAACUCCUGUCAAAGUACAAGUUCCUGGGGAAUUUGGUAAUCGUGGGCAAAAAGGAACCACGCGGCCGGGGAGCGGCCAAGAUGUGUCCCAGGCCCARGGGAGCAYCCCACAGCAGCACAGGGUCCUGCAGCAGCUGCAGCAGGGAGACUGGAGACUGCAGCAGCUGCACCACUUGCAGCAGCAGCAGCAGCAGCAGCAGCAGCAGCCCGCCGUGCAGGACACCUACAUCCAGCAGUAUCACCAAGCAGUGCACCAGCAGAUGGUCCAGCAGCAGCUGUUGCUGCAGUCUGUGUACCAGCAGCAGCCUGCCCACUCCCAGUAUCCUGCCAUGGUGCAGCAGUACCAGCAGGCUCUCCUGCAGCAGCAGAUGCUGGCUCAGCAGCGGGCACAGCACGUGCAGUCCCCUGAAUAUAUCACUUCUCCWCAAGACUUUGCACCAGCCUUAAUCUCCUACCCCCGGUCGCUCUCAGUGCAUGGUGGAACAGUGGCAGAUCCUCCCUACCCUACAAACAGGUCAGGUAUUGCUGAUGCUGAAGCGAUUGCCAAUUACCCCAAGCAGAAUAUCAGUAACCCACCCGACAUGUCAGGUUGGAACCCGUUUGGAGAGGACAAUUUUUCCAAGCUGACAGAGGAGGAGCUGCUGGACAGAGAGUUUGACCUGCUCAGAUCAAACAGGCUGGUGGACAGGAGAGCAUCUUCAGAUAAGAAUGUGGAGCCACAUGCUGCUCCACAGACAAGUCCUCCUGAAGAUCCCUUUGGUUCUGUUCCUUUCAUUUCUCAGCAAGGUUCCCCAGGAAAACAAGUGGAUAACUCAGCCAGCAAUCAAGGAAAUAACUUAGGGACCCCAGCAAAGGCUGGAAAACUGAGCCAUGCAUUUAGAGAUCCCCGGCCAGGGAAGAAAAGUGCAGAGGGACAAGUGACAAAAGGUGGUGAGGAGUCAGAGAGUGAUUUUGAAUCUGAUCCUCCUUCUCCCAAGAGCAGUGAGGAAGAAGAAGAGCAGGAGGAUGAAGAAGUCUUACAUGGAGAGAAUGGAGAUUUCAAUGAUGACAAUGAUACAGAACCGGAGAAUUCAGGUCACCGACCUCUUCUUAUGGAUUCUGAGGAAGAGGUGGAGGAAGAGGAAGAAGAGAAGCAGAGCUCUGACUCUGAUUGUGACCGUACCAAGCAAAAAUGUGUUGAAGGGCUCCUGGGCACUCGGUUCAGAGAUGGUGUGAGCAGCAGUGAAAUCAAAGAGCCCAGUUCGGUGCCUGUGUCCCCGCCUGAGGUGCCAAGCACUGUGAUCAACCCUGGCCAAGAAUUUGAUGUGUUUGGGGCUGUGCCCUUUUUCACUCUGCAACCUCAGGCAAGAGAGAAGGUGGACAAAGAUGCUUCUUCUCAGAUGGCUUUUCCCAGCCUAAGCCAAGAGCAGGAUGACUUUGAUGUUUUCACAAAAGCUCCCUUCAGCAAAAAGGUGCCCCAGCARGAUGGGCAGGGGUCGGGGAUGGAGCCUCUGCUCUCCCCCACCUCUCCACACAGCGUGGAUAUCUUUGGCUGCACCCCRUUUCAGCCGUCUGCAGGGAGCAGAGAGGACCUGUUUGGGCUGGUUCCAUUUGAGGAGAUCACCGAGAGCCAGCAGCAGCAGCAGCAGAAGGUGAAGCAGCAGCGGAACCUGCAGAAACUGUCAUCCCGCCAGAGGCGCCUGAAGCAGGAGGUGUCCAAGAACAACGGCAAGCGGCACCACGGCACCCCCAGCAGCACCAAGAAGGGGCUGAAGCCCAACUACCGCACCCCGGAGCGCGCCCGCCGGCACCGCAAGGCCGGCCGCAGGGACUCGCAGAGCAGCAACGAGUUCCUGACCAUCUCCGACUCCAAGGAGAACAUCAGCGUGGCCCUGAGCGACAGCAAGGAUCGAGCCAACCCUCUGCAGCCGGACGAGGCUCUGCUGGAUCCUUUCGGAGCCAAACCCUUCCAGCCGCCGGAGCUGAUGCGCCACAGCCAGCACCAGGGCUUUGGGGACAGCCGCGGGGACCACGGGGCCGUCGUCGUGGCCGGCAGGCCCAGGCAGAGCUCCUUGCACGGGGCCGUUCACGGUGGGGACGGGCUGAAAACAGAUGACUUUGGUGCAGUGCCCUUCACRGAGCUGGUGGUGCAGAGCACACAGAGCCAAUCACAGCAGGCUCUGGAGUUAGAUCCCUUUGGAGCAGCUCCGUUUCCUUCCAAACAGUAAAGGCUUCCCAUGGGUUCCUCCCACUCCGCCUCUCCAAGUCCCUUAAUAAAGGUUUCAUGGAGUCAUUCAUGUGGUUGAAAUGCCAGGGGCCUGAGUUGCACAGCUUGUUCAGGUUGAGGAGGCAAUGGCCUGCUUGCACGAUGGAAUUGCAAUUGAUAAUUCUGAUWGGGGUCUUUUUGAGGGAAAGAGAUACAAAUCAGGAGCGUCAUUUUCUUAUGGCAGAUGGCUCCUCAAAUGAAACGAGGCAUUGGAUAUGAAUCACUGACCUGGGGCCCUGGGACAUACUGUUGUUCUGCACUUUGGUGUUGCCUUUCCAUCCCCUGCCAUGUGCCCAGGUGGAGAGGAAGAGGCAAGGAGCACAUGGAAAACGUUUUCCUUAUUUACAGGGGGCUAAUGAAUGGCGGUGCUUCUUCAUGUCUCAGCAGACCUAAGAGCCAAGACAUACUAAUAUCCAGAUUAUGUGCUGGAAGUAGUCAAGUCUUUGCUUCCUAGGUGAAAACUACCUUUCUUAAUCAUAMAAAUAAAGCAGCCACUUCCUCAAGAGGCUGUGGCCCAGAAUUCCAGAGCAUAGCUAUGGCUUGGGACCUGGCAGACAUCUAUGCAGCUGCAGAGAUGGAAGGCAGCUUAUUUUUUUUGUGUGCCUAAGUGGUCAAUUUUUAAUUAUUUUUUUAAUAGUAAGUGCCAUUAAUGUAAAAUAGCAAACUGGAAAUGUAGAGUCAAAACUAAAGAUGCAGAUACUUUACUGAGCUGUGAGAAGCCUGAAUGUAGGGGAGUGAGCCAAGAGGGACGCGCCGGAAUUUGCAGCACUUGGGAGAGUCCUCAGCACAUCGGAAGAGGAGCUGUCCUUGGGCACAUAUGGGGUGUUUCAGGUGACUUCAAGAGUUGACUGUGAGGUGCAGCCAUUGGAUUGAUUUGAUUACAAAUUGGGACUUGAGUCUGUUUGCCUCUUGRAUUUUUAUUGCAAAGAAAAUGUGUAUUCUCUCAAACCCGUUCUAUAUUUUUUACAMGUGUUUUAUGAAAUGACUUUAACCUAAUGCUCUUCUAAGUUYUGCUAAAUGCACUGAGCUUUGGAGACGCUUCCCUGCUCUGGCUGUGUUCCAGCAGGAGCUGGUGGCUGCUGGACCAGCGAGCUACAUUUCACCCCCAGAGCCUUACAGGACCUCAGGGGCGUGCGGGGCAGCGGCCUCAGCUGAUGGGAGGAGGUGUGAGCACUGCUGAGCAGGGUUUGGUUCCUGGGCUGGAAGCUGCUGUGUGUGCAGACAGGACAGCUCUGCUGCCUCACAGCUCGUCCUGAGCCAGGACACGGUCUGCAGAGG
Molecule: messenger RNA, 4519 nt
Organism: Malurus melanocephalus (red-backed fairy wren)
Lineage: Eukaryota; Metazoa; Chordata; Aves; Passeriformes; Maluridae
Gene: BMP2K
Product: BMP2 inducible kinase
Exons: 15
Biological process (GO): protein phosphorylation
Molecular function (GO): protein kinase activity; ATP binding
Source: RefSeq, a predicted model, not a curated record